Molecule: messenger RNA, 2832 nt
Organism: Trichoderma citrinoviride
Lineage: Eukaryota; Fungi; Ascomycota; Sordariomycetes; Hypocreales; Hypocreaceae
Exons: 3
Coding region: 1-2832 (943 amino acids)
Biological process (GO): phosphatidylinositol dephosphorylation
Cellular component (GO): endoplasmic reticulum
Molecular function (GO): phosphatidylinositol-4-phosphate phosphatase activity
Source: RefSeq, a predicted model, not a curated record
AUGCCCGGCCUCGCGCGCAAGAUCCUCGUCUUUGCCGCCGUCGACGGCCUCGUCAUCCAGCCGUUGGCGUCCAAGGGACAGAAGCCGUUCACGCCCGCGAGGAUCAAGUAUGGCGAUGCGUCGGUGUCGGCCGCUCGGGACCAGGCGCCGGACUCCACAAAGCCCGACUCGUGGUUCGAGGCGCUGGGCGUCAUUGGAUUGAUUACCGUGUCGCGGUUGACGUAUCUGGUGACGAUUACGCGACGAGAGCAGGUGGCCCAGGUGUUCGGACUGCCCAUCUACGUCGUCACGCAGGUGGCCGUGACGCCGUGCUCGUCGCAGAGCGAUGCAGAGGAAUCGGUGCGCAAGACGUCACAGCUUUUGCGGACUGGACCGUCCAGCAGCGUGGAUCACGAUGACGAGAGCAGUAGCGACGAGGACGGCGAGAUGCCCCUUGGGACCCCUGACGAGGAGGUGGACGAUGAGGUAGUCGACAAGGGAGGCGUGCCGGCGGACCCCAAGAGCAGCGUUGUCGAGGACGUGAUCAGGAGACGAGGCAGCUAUGGGAGAUUCGCGCAGCGCUGGUUUAGUCGCAGCGGCUGGACGGCUGACCAGAGAAGGACCAUGGGAAUGAGCAACUCGCCGACCUCUACGCCGCCCCUUGCGCAACCAGCAGCCCGGAGCCCGGCGGCUGGCCUCCCCAGCUUACAAGAGGCCGACGAGAACCCCGUGAUUCCGGCAUCCGCGCUUCUCCCAAAGCUGCUUCGAACCAUCCAAGUUUUGUUUGGCUCAUCACAUAGCUUUUACUUUUCAUAUGACCUGGACAUCACUCGCAGCCCGACUGACGAUGCUUCGAUUGCCAAGCCCAGCAAUCCCCUGUAUACCCAGGUCAAGAAGACAUUCUUUUGGAACCGGCAUAUUCUUCAGCCCUUCACAGAUGCCGGGCAGGAUGCUCUGGCCUUGCCUCUGAUGCAAGGCUUUGUUGGCCAAAGAACGUUUGUGGUGGAUUCUCAACCUCCACAGGCGGAUGAUCCUGGAAUGGAAUCCAUGGAGCUUGCCAACCUAUCGCCGUCAUCGUCCGUGCCAUCCUCACCACCAUCUGGCACGGCGAGGCAUUCUCUAGAGCUGCGUCCCACCGAGAAGAGCUACCUGAUUACACUCAUAUCGCGACGGUCAACUAAGAGAGCUGGUCUGCGAUAUCUGCGGCGCGGCAUCGACGAGGACGGCUAUACGGCGAACUUUGUCGAGACAGAGCAGGUCUUGUCAUCCCCUACAUGGGAGGCUUCCUCUCCAAUCUACUCAUUUACCCAGAUCCGGGGCAGCAUACCGCUUUUCUUCACCCAGACUGCAUACGCACUCAAGCCCGUACCAGUCUUGCAGCAUUCCGAAGAGGCCAAUUACAACGCCGCCAAGCGGCACUUUGAAAGGCUGGCAGCAUCCUACGGCACCCUACAGAUUGUCAAUCUGGUGGAAAAGCGUGGAGUGGAAGCACCCAUCGGAACGCAGUAUCAGAACACUGUCGCGCGUAUCAACGAAGGGCUGGACGACACGGCCAAGAUUCCCUUUGAGUGGUUUGACUUUCACCACGCUUGUCGUGGGAUGAAGUUUGAGAACGUGAGCCACUUGCUGUUGAUUUUGAAAGACCAAUUGGAGAGGCUUGGCAGCACAGUCAAGAGCAACGGCCAGCUGGUCCGCAAGCAGCAGGGCGUCCUUCGGACAAACUGCAUGGACUGCUUGGACCGAACCAACGUCUGCCAGAGCUCUUUUGCAAAGCAUAUGCUAGAGUUGCAGCUGAAGGAAGAUGGCAUAGACAUGAGCGCUCAGAUAGACCAAGAGACGGCCUGGUUUAAUACUCUCUGGGCUGACAACGGCGAUGCCGUUUCGAAACAGUACGCCUCUACUGCCGCUAUGAAAGGUGAUUAUACGAGGACAAGAAAGAGAGAUUACAGGGGGGCACUCAACGACUUGGGAAUAUCCCUAACGCGUCUCUAUUCAGGUAUGGUCAAUGACUACUUCAGCCAAGCUGCCAUCGACUUCUUGCUCGGCAACGUCACGGCCAAGGUGUUUGAAGAGUUUGAGAUGGACAUGAUGACCAAAGACCCGGCCGUUUCCGUUGAAAAGAUGCGGGAGCGUGCCGUAGAGCUGUGCCAGAAGCGAGUUGUGGCAGAUGUCAGCGAAGAGUUCCACGGAGGCUGGGUCUUGAUUACUCCCAACGCCGCAAAUGUGCUCAAGUCGUGGCCAAUGGAAGAGGCUGUUCUUCUCUUGACCGAUGCUGCGCUGUACCUCUGCCGCUUUGACUGGGACCUGGACAAGGUGUCGUCCUUUGAGAGGGUGACCCUGGCGAGCAUCACUAACAUCAAAGUUGGCACCUAUAUAACCUCCACAAUCUCGCCGGCGCACAUGGACGAGUCGAGGAACGUGGGCUUUGUGGUGUCCUACCAGCCGGGCAAAAGCGACAUCCGGAGGAGGAACACCCGAUCACUAUCGACCAAGGAGGCGCCGAAGCUCACUGAGUCUGGCGAGCCUCAAUCGGCCCAAGGUGGCUUCGCGGGCCUUUUCGGAGGAAAUGCCUCCAAGGAGCCCGCCAUCCGAAAGCUCGCCUUCAAGGCGCCGUACGCCGAUUCCUCCAUGUCGGUGAGUGCGGCCGGGCCGGGGCAGACGGAGCUGCAGAAAAUUGAUACGAUUUGCUCGGAGAUUGAGCGCCUCGCGUCUGAGCGGCAGCUGGUGAAGGAAGGGGAAGAGCGGAAAGAGCUGGUGGAGAGAGGGGACAUUAUCUCUCUGGACGCGGCGAAACGCAACACAGGGCUGCUCGAGCAGCUGGGGCAUUCGCUGAAGAAGCUGGUGUGGGCAUAG